Misgurnus anguillicaudatus (oriental weatherfish) is the source of this 936-nucleotide messenger RNA. RefSeq names its product protein EOLA1. Lineage: Eukaryota; Metazoa; Chordata; Actinopteri; Cypriniformes; Cobitidae. The record is from RefSeq and is a predicted model, not a curated record.
UCAGAAUUUGUUGAAAACAGGAAACGUUUUGCAUUUGGGCAUUUUUUGUGUUUAAAAGAUAUUCAGCUUUAUACGAGUAUAGGAAAGAAAUUUUGACCGUUUAUGUUUCAGAAACUGUAACAAAUUAAAGCAGUCGUAACCUAUUAAAUAACAUAUUUGAUAAACCACACUUACUAGAUGUACUAGACAUGUACUGUACCUGCGGCAAACCUAAUUUUGUGCAAACCUAACGAAUUAUUUUAUGCGUUUAUUAUAUAAUAGAGGUUUAAGAGUUGUUUCAGAAUGAGUUUAGAAGUGGCGUGUUUAUCAUUUCGCCAGCCGUACGCUGCUUUUGUGUUGAAUGGCAUUAAAACAAUAGAGACCCGUUGGCGACCCCUUCUGGCGGAGAUGCAGAACUGCACUCUUGCGGUGCACAUCGCUCAAAAGGAUUGGGAAGGGGAAGACUGGAGACAAAUCCUGACUGAUAGACUGGGAAUGAAUUCUGUGCAAAUAGAGAAACUUCUGGAGUCUGGAGAAAGAUUUGGGCGUGGUGUUAUUGCAGGUCUUGUGGAUGUUGGUGAGACUUGGUUCUGUUCUGAGGAUGUAGCAUGCGAGGAGAUGAGAGAGCUGGAGACAGCUGCUUGCCUGAAUGAGCUCAAUCAGAAAUACCUUACACGACUCUCGAACCCACGAUGGCUCAAUGAACCUAUGUAUUCUAGGGGCCAUAAAGACGUGUGGACUGUACACAUUCCCAGUCAUCUACUGCCCUCUUCUUCUCAUCAGUAGUAGACAAUAAUGCAUGUUUGUUAGUUUAGAUUUUGUGUCUAAACUAACACAAAAAGAUUGCAGAAGAAACGAAAACACACACUUUGCAGAGCUUUGCAUUGACUGUGACAUAUACUUGUCGAUUGGAGAUUGUUGUUAAGUCGUUAAUAAACUGAUGGAUAACACCUGCUU